CCUCCCUCCUCUCCCUUCAAUUGUCCCCUCACCCACUUGUUCUUUUUUCUUUCAUCCUCUCUUUCUUCUCUUAUUAUCCCUCACACCCCUCCUAAAAUGCACGCAUCUCUCAUUUCUAAUAGAGAUUUAAAGUUUUUUUUUAAUUUCCAGAUGGACUUCAGAGGCGAACCAAAUAAAACUUCCCAUCUUCAGUCAAUGCUUCUCUCUGAAUUUCUCCCUUAUCGAUGGAUUCGAGUCAAAUAUGGAAACCUAAGUAGCUCUAGAUCGGCAGUUACUCGCACUACAACAAAUGGCGGCAGUGGCAGAGGAGAUUCAAGAGGCACAUGAGAAGGAUGUGACAAUGGUGGAAGACUUAGCGUGAAGACUCGUCAGAGGACGACGACGAUGGGCAAUGAAGCCCGCCUGAGAGCGGUGGUAGUGGAUUUGGUGGCGCCAUGGCGGCGACUAAGGUGGCAACGGCAGUGGAUUUAAUGGCAGUGACUAAGGCGGCUGAGAUGGUGGUGGCACCGCCGGAGAUGGUGGCAUUCCGGCAUCAGAUCUUGUGCAGUAACAUGUAGACUUCAUUCGUGUGAAGUUGAACUUUAGUGUUUACGGAGUAUUUUAUAAUAUUAAUUAUUAUUAAUAAAUAAACCAGAUCUUGCAUUAAGGGUAGUUCGGUCAACACAAGUUCUUUUACUCCUAUGGAAGGUUAAGGUCAUAAUUUUGCACUUUUAUUAUGUUUUACUCCUAGUUUGGUAUCUCUAUCACAUUGUAUGAUUUAGUACGGAGUAUAUUUGUUAGUUCAAUCACCAGA
Molecule: messenger RNA, 793 nt
Organism: Cuscuta epithymum
Lineage: Eukaryota; Viridiplantae; Streptophyta; Magnoliopsida; Solanales; Convolvulaceae
Source: the annotation of a GenBank genome assembly